This is a messenger RNA of Lineus longissimus, 1419 nucleotides long. RefSeq lists its product as uncharacterized. Bases 1 to 1419 code for a protein of 472 amino acids. The transcript has a single exon. The record is from RefSeq and is a predicted model, not a curated record. Lineage: Eukaryota; Metazoa; Nemertea; Pilidiophora; Heteronemertea; Lineidae.
AUGGUUGAUUCAAAACGAGUUGAUGGCCUGGUAGUUAGAGGUUUGCAGGAAAGUAUGGAAAUAAUGCUUCCAACUAGUUUCACUAGAGAAAUACCAGCUGAUGAUAGUUUGAUUCCAAAGGUCAACACUGUAAAAGAAUGGCCUCACUUAGUCAAGGUGGCGAGUCAGUUGACACCCUACAUGGGAAACAUAGAUAUCGGUCUGUUGAUUGGCAGCAAUUGCAUGCGUGCGAUAAAACCCAUAGAAAUUGCGCCUGGCGAGCUGGAUGAUCCCUACGGUGUGCGAACUGCGCUAGGGUGGGGCGUUGUUGGUGCCAUGGGAAAAUCUCAGUGUAGUAGCAAUUGUAAAACGAACUGCAGUAGCUGUCAAUUGGUUCAGGUUAGUCACUUUGCAUUUCAAACACGUGUCAAGGAAGUUAGCCCGCGUGAAGUCGCUAAGAUGUUAGAAUUCGAAUUCAACGAACCGGCAUCAUGUGCCUUCGAACGGUUGUCAUUUGAAGACAACCUGUUCAUGAAAAUAGUUACUGAAGGGAUACACAAAAGAAGCGACGGUCAUUAUGAAAUGCCUUUGCCUUUGAAAGGCGCCGAUGUUAGUGUGCCAAAUAACAGAUCCAUGGCAGAAAAGCGGGCCAUCAGUUUGAGAAGAAAAAUGAUCAAGGACCCUGGUUAUAAGAAGGACUACACAGUCUUUAUGGAUACCCUGAUAGCAAAGGGUCAUGCUGAACCUGUCCCCAAGGAGGAAAUCGAUGUAAAAAAUGGGAAGGUAUGGUGCAUCCCCCACCAUGGGGUUUAUCACCCACACAAACCGUCAAAAAUCCGUGUGGUCUUUGAUUGUUCUGCUGAAUUCGCAGGAGAGGUUCUCAAUAGGCAUUUGUUACAGGGCCCUGACAUGACGAACAAUCUAGCUGGUGUACUCUGUCGUUUCCGCAAGGGUCAGAUUCCGAUAACAUGUGACAUAGAAGGAAUGUUCCAUCAAGUCGGCGUAAAUGUUGAACAUCGCAAUCUUCUGCGUUUUCUCUGGUGGGAAGGAGGCAACCUGAACAAUGCUCCAAAGGAAUAUCGCAUGACUGUGCACCUCUUCGGUGCCACAAGCUCACCAGGAUGUGCGAACUUUGCCUUAAAAAGAGCCGCCUCGGAUCAUGAAGCAGUCUACAGAAAGGAAUCGGCCGACUUUGUCCGUAACGAUUUCUACGUUGACGAUGGAUGUUCAUCCAAAGAUGGGAAUCCCAAAGACACAGUAAACAUGAUAGAGGGCGCCAUAGGAAUCUGUAAUCAGGGUGGUUUCAGACUACACAAGGUGAUGUCAAGCGACAAGCAAGUCCUGGCUGCUAUUCCACCCUCCGAGCGUGGAAAAGGGAUACAGACCCUUGAUUUGUGUAGAGACAGCUUGCCAGUGGAACACACUUUAGGAAUAUUGUAG